Molecule: messenger RNA, 537 nt
Organism: Diuraphis noxia (Russian wheat aphid)
Lineage: Eukaryota; Metazoa; Arthropoda; Insecta; Hemiptera; Aphididae
Source: RefSeq, a predicted model, not a curated record
AUGUUAUCAAGUAUAGAAAAUGCCAAUAUAAACAUCCAAUAUUUAUCAACUGUUGAUUCCCUGUCAACUAUUGGACACAGCUUUCGUGUUGGUUUUUCAACAGUUAGUAAAAUAAUUGUAGAAGUAUGUGAAGCUAUAAUCAAGAUAAUGGGACCAAUGUUUAUGCCUGAGCCUACUACAGCAAUUUGGGAAGCUUCGGCUCGCGGUUUUUACGAGAAAUGGCAAUUCCCAAAUUGUAUCGGUAGUGUUGAUGGGAAACACGUUACCAUCAAAUGUCCGGAUAAUAGUGGAUCUAGAAAUUUUUGUUAUCUUAAAAAAUUUUCAGUUGUUUUGAUAGCGAUUGUAGAUCCAGAUUAUAAAUUUAUUUGUAUUGAUGUUGGAGGUUACGGACGAAAUUCUGAUGGAGGCAUUUUAGAAGAGUCUGUAAUGGGUAAACGGCUGGAAGCCGGGAAUUUAAACGUUCCAAAAGUAUACCAUUACCUGGUCAAGAGGAAAAUACCCCAAUGGUUCUUAUCGGAGAUGAAGCUUUUGCUUUAA